Molecule: messenger RNA, 678 nt
Organism: Closterium sp. NIES-65
Lineage: Eukaryota; Viridiplantae; Streptophyta; Zygnematophyceae; Desmidiales; Closteriaceae
Source: the annotation of a GenBank genome assembly
AUGGCAACGAAGCACCACCCCAACCUGGUGCGCCUGCUGGGCUUUUCCCUUGGGAUCUCUGGCAGGAGAAGGCCGGAGCAAAUCCUCAUCUACGAGCUCAUGCCCAACGGGGACCUCUCGCAAUGGAUCGGAAAAGGUCUCAUUUUCUACUUCUCAGAAUCUCCUCUCUCCACCCCUCCGUUCCCAUUCCCUGCAGGGGCUGUGAAGCCCUUGAGCUUUGAGCAGCGUGUGAACGUGCUGGUGGGGGCGGCACGCGGCUUUGACUUUGGCAUUCUCAUGCUUGAGGUGAUGACGGGCCGCCAUGUCGCCACCAAUUCUCUCGUUGUUCCCUCUGAUGAAGAGGCGGGCCAACAACUGCACAUUCUUUCUUGGGUCCAGCAGCAGCUGGUUCAAUAUGGCGGCAGCGAGGCAGUGGCAUGGCUAAAGGACGCGCGCAUGGAGGCACGGGAUGAGUUGGUGUUGAGGGUGGUGCAGCUGGCUCUGCGAUGCACCUCCAUGCCGACCGCCAUGCGGCCGGCCAUGACAGAGAUUGCAGCCGAGCUGGAUGCUGUGCUGGUGGAAGUGGGCGGCAAACGCAUCAACUCCGCCGCCCAUCAGGUGGAUCAGGAAAUGGAGUCGCAGAGCUUGUCUGCUCCGAGUUUAGAUGCAGAGAUCGAUCGUGUAGCUAGCCACUUGUGA